CCCCUUCUCCCUUUCCUGCUCUCUGCCUGUUGCUGCUGCUGUGUCUGCCUGGAUCUUGGCCAUCUUCUGUGCUGGUUUCGUCUUCCUUCGACUCGGAUUCUUUCCUGCUGUUCUUUCUUUCGAUCCCUUCCUUUCCGUGUCUUCGGGGUCUGAUUCUGAAUGACAAGGCCGCAAAGGAGGCGUUAGAGCUUCAGAGUGGAGGGGCAGUCAAUUCUGCGUGGGGAGACACUAGGUGCCUGCGAGCGCCAUGGGCCGCGCUCCGUGCUGCGAGAAAGACAGCGUUAAGCGGGGGCCCUGGACGCCGGAGGAGGAUGCCAAGCUACUGGCCUGCAUUGCUCAGCAUGGAACUGGAAGCUGGCGCACGCUGCCGAAGAAAGCUGGUUUGCAGCGGUGCGGGAAAAGCUGUAGACUGCGCUGGACGAACUAUUUGCGACCAGAUCUCAAGCACGGGCGAUUUACCGAUCAUGAAGAACAGCUCAUCGUCAACCUUCAUGCAGCCCUGGGAAGCCGGUGGUCUCUCAUUGCUGCACAACUUCCAGGACGAACUGAUAAUGACGUGAAAAACUAUUGGAAUACGCGUCUCAAGAAAAAAUUAUGUGAAAUGGGCAUUGAUCCCAUCACACAUAAACCUAUUUCUCAGCUUUUAGCUGAUCUAGCCGGCAGUAUGGCACUUCCCAAAGGAGGUGACAUUGCUGAGGCGACGCUUGGUUGUUUUAAGGACGACAUGCUAAAUGUCUUGAUGAGAAAACGACCCGACUGGCAAUCCGAUGGCUCUAACGUUACCUUGCCGAAUAUUCCUCAUGGAUUUUCGGUUGGGCGACAAUCAUGGGACAUAGUUGCUGGUCCACAGUCUUGUGCCUCACAACCAAGGUCGGUCAUUGCAAAUGCAUAUGACACAUCUGUCAACGAUCAGUAUAACUCAAGGCUAACAAAUCAAAACCUUCAAGUUGAUGCUGUCGUGCAAAAAUUUAAGUACAGCCUCUCAAGAGCUGGACAAACAAAUGAGAUGCAACGCGUUGGAGAUGUUUUAAAGCCAAGAGAAGACAGUAUGUCCAGAAAUACGGCUCUGGUGAGCGGACGGUUUUACCGAGGAGAGUGUGGGAGCCCAGGUACAGCAACAGGAGGUGCAAAUUCCAGCAUUCCGAAUUUGCAGUACCCAUGUAUGGCUGACGCACCACACAUGUUAACAGCUCUCUUGUGUAAUCAAAAAGGAACAAGUUCGAGAAGCCACUGUCAGGAAACCCCCAGUACGAACACCAAUGUUCCCACAAGCUGCGAAAUAGAACCAUGGAGCCCAAGCCCAAGUGGUAGCAGCUGCAGCAACACAAGUCUUGUCAAUGGCGAUGUUGCUGGACUUGAAAAGGUUCUUAAUUCUGAUGUCUUUUUAUGGGACUUUUCUGAGUUAGGCUCCAUAAUGAGCUAAAAUUAUGUGAAGAAGAUUCAUCCACCAUUAACAAUAGGAGUCUAGAGUAGGACACUCGCAGUUCUUUGGCUGAUCAUAUACCAUUUCCACCCUCACAUAGGUUUCUUACAAAGAAGCUACCAGAUAAUACUUGCUCCGACACGCAUUAUUUCAAGUAGGCAUCCAAAUUUUGAAGAACCUAAGCUAUUCAUCAUCCUUCACUUUACAAUCUCAACGUCCUUGAAAAUAAUUAGUAUUUACGUCCUCAACUGUAAAAAUACAAUAGAUUUUUGAAACUGAAUAAGAGUCAACUGCAAAGAACAGCUUGGGCUCAACGAUUCAAUAAAGAUCGACAACUCUAAGGUUAAAUCGGUCUCUAUGUUCACUGGC
Molecule: messenger RNA, 1792 nt
Organism: Physcomitrium patens
Lineage: Eukaryota; Viridiplantae; Streptophyta; Bryopsida; Funariales; Funariaceae
Product: transcription factor MYB41
Source: RefSeq, a predicted model, not a curated record